Anopheles maculipalpis is the source of this 798-nucleotide messenger RNA. Its product is annotated as trypsin 3A1-like. The record is from RefSeq and is a predicted model, not a curated record. The coding region runs from base 1 to 798 and encodes 265 amino acids. NCBI's taxonomy places the organism in Eukaryota, Metazoa, Arthropoda, Insecta, Diptera, Culicidae. The transcript has 3 exons. Gene Ontology annotation, molecular function: serine-type endopeptidase activity. Gene Ontology annotation, biological process: proteolysis.
AUGGCGCCAUGGCUGAUCGCAAUUGUGCUGACGAUCCUACUAAGUGAAGCAGCGCUAGAGAUCGACGGUGCUGCACCACGUGCCGUCGGGCGUAUCGUUGGAGGACGGGACGUGGAAAUUGACGAGUAUCCAUAUCAACUAUCACUGCAAAACAAUGGUUAUCACAUAUGUGGAGCAUCGGUAGUGGCUACCCGGCUGGCACUUACCGCUGGUCACUGUUGCAUCGGAACGAAUGUAUCGAAUCUCACUAUACGUGCUGGAAGUAAGUCCCAUGACGGAGGUGGUAUAGUGUUUAUGGUGAACCGCAUUAUCCUUCAUCCCGAGUAUGAUGAUACGAAUCUAAACUACGACGUAUGCGUCAUUCGAAUCGUUGGGUCCUUUCUGGGAAAAGCGAACAUUUCGGCCAUUCAAGUCACCAACAGUGGCAUCAUGCCUGCCGGAGGAAUCGUGUCCGGUUGGGGCGCAGUAGAGACUAAUGGAAAUGCGGUCCAGAAUCUGCGUGCGACGAAGGUGAAAGUUUGGAGUACGAGAGAGUGCAACGGUCAGAUACAGAACUACGUUACGCCAACAUCUAGUAUGUUCUGUGCCGGCAAUGUCGGUAGUUCUAUCUGCGUUGGUGAUAGCGGAGGCCCGCUAGUGUACGAACAACGUCAAAUAGGCAUCGUAUCGUUCAUCAUAAACGAGUGCGGAGGAACCGUACCGGCCGUUUACACCCGCCUGUCCAACCAAAACGUGAGAAACUUCAUCAAGCAGCAGAUCAACAACGAUCAGCAGCGUAUGUCGUUGCUGAAUGGAUGA